GGCGGGGGGAGGAGGCGAGGGGAGGCCGCGGAGCGUGCGCAGUGCGGCCCCCAGCCGCGGAGGCCGCAAGUGGGAAAAGGGAAAGAACAUCCACAAUCGGAACAUGUAGUCCAGCUGCCCAAACUAGAGCCCGGCCAACCGAGGGGUUAAGAGCAGCCCCGAGAAGAGCCAAGUUUUUAGUGGCACAGAAGUCAUGGCAGCCAUGGAUUUGAAUGCAGAAAGAGAGAAGAUCAGGAAAGAAAUCGAGGAACUGGAAAGGAGCUUGGACCCCAACACUGCAACCAUUGAAGUGGUUGUUUCUGAAUCGAGUCUCGAUUCUGAUUCUGGAGAUUCCCUGGAAGAUGAUGGCUUGGACACACACAUCUCUGCGGAGGAGAAACAGUCAGGAGAGGCCAGCAGUGAAGAUGAUGACGACGACGACAAGGAUAAAAAUCUCCCUGAAGACCCAGAGACUUGUCUGCAGAUGAACCUAGUGUAUCAGGAAGUCAUUCAAGAAAAGAUAGAGGAAGUUGAAGUUCUGCUCACUCAAAAUAAAGAGCAACAGGAGGAGGUCAUGUGGGCUCUAGCUGGUUCUAAGACUGCCAAGACCAAAGAGGGCAAGAGUUUGCCCUCGAACAUCUUCGUGGGCCAUUUCAUGAAGCCAUACUUCAAGGAUAAAGCUACUGGAAUCGGACCCCCAGCCAAUGAAGAAACCCGAGAAAAAGUAGCCCAGGGCAUAAAGUCUUUUGAGGAGCUGCUGGUGACCAAAUGGAAAACUCGAGAAAAAACCUUGCUUCGAAACUCAGUGAUGAGCGACCGCCUGCAACGUUUGCUUCAGCCCAAGUUACUGAAGCUCGAAUACUUGAACCGGAAACUUGAAAAAAUCAUGAACAAAAUGGACCGGCAGAUUGUGGAGAAACAGAUCGCUGAAACGGAGAAAGAGAUCGAGGACAUCAAUCAGCUUCCCUCUGAGAGACUGUUGGGGGACAGAAUGGAUGAGCACGACUGGGAGAAGAUUUCCAAUAUCAAUUUCGAAGGAACCCGCAAUGCUGUCGAGCUGAGGAAGUUCUGGCAGAACCACGAGCACCCCAGCAUCAACAAAGCCGAGUGGGGCGAGAAGGAAAUUGAGAAGCUCAAGGAGGUGGCGGCGAAACACAGUUACCUCAACUGGCAGAAGAUAGCCGAGGAGCUGGGGACAAACCGCAGCCCGUUCCAGUGCCUGCAGAAGUACCAGACCUACAACAAAGACUUCAAGAGGAAAGAGUGGACCAAAGAGGAGGACCAGAUGCUCACCCAGCUUGUUGGAGAAAUGAGAGUCGGGAGCCACAUACCCUAUAAGAAAAUUGCGUACUACAUGGAAGGAAGAGAUUCAAUGCAGCUAAUAUAUCGAUGGACCAAGAGCCUAGAUCCCAAUCUGAAGAAAGGAUUCUGGACCCCAGAGGAAGAUGCUAAGCUACUGAGAGCCGUCGCCAAGUACGGGGAGCGUGACUGGUUUAAAAUUCGGGAAGAGGUGCCAGGUAGGAGUGAUGUCCAGUGCCGAGAUCGAUAUCUAAAGAGAUUGCAUGUCAACUUAAAGAAAGGGAAGUGGAGUCCAAGUGAAGAAGAAAAGUUGAUUGAGUUGGUAGAAAAACAUGGCGUGGGUCACUGGACGAAAAUAGCUGCGGAGCUGCCUCAGCGUACGGGCUCCCAAUGUCUAAGCAAGUGGAAGAUAAUGAUAGGGGACAAGAAGAAGCAGAGGAACAGGAAACGACAGCGGAAAUCUCGGCGGGGGCCCAGGGGGGGCCAGCAUGUCCCCAGCAGCUCUGAGGAGUCUGAGAUCGAGUUCACGGACAACUCGGAGGAGGAGGAGGAGAAGAAGUCAGACCAAGAGAAGGAGCCGGCGGUGCCGAGCUACACCGUGCCCAAUAUAGACCUAUGGAUCCCCUCCGGGGAGCCCCGGGCCACGCCGAGAGGGGCCGUCACCAUUCAAACCCCGCGGCCCAGGGCCCGCACGAUGGGGUCGGGCAGCGGUGGGGCGACUCCGGGCCCAACCGGGGAUGCUGGCGAGGGGCAGCCCCGGGGCCAGGGUGCCUCCAUGGACGUCAGUGCCACCCCGAAGGGCUUUCCGUGUGCCCGUUCAACAGACAUCCCCCUGGAGAAUCCGGAGCCCCAAGGAAAUCCAGAGCCCCUAGAGAAUCCAGAGCCCUUGGAGAAAGAGGACCCAGGAAGCGGAAAGCAAGUGUUGAAACUCACGCCCGAUGAAGUGAAGAAGGUCCUGAGAAGUAAUACGUACAUUCUGCGUCGCAAGUUGCAGGAGAAGCUGAAGAAGCCCCGCCUCCCCACCAGCUCUGUGAUGCCUCAAGUUUCUGCCGGCAUGUCCGGAGAUCAGGUCCUGCAGGUGUGGGAAAACACAGUGGAGAAGAGGCUGCAGCGACUCAAGGUUGGCUUGCGGAGGAACAUCCGGAGGAGUAACCUGGACCGUAGGCUCCUGUUGGCGGUCACCCCCUGGGUGGGCAAUGUGACACUCCCUCGUUUCCAGAACUCCAGGAAAGGUCUGGUCCUGCAGACAAAAGUCAAAAAGAGGCCACUGCAGACAGUGCUGCUGACGAGCACCCCGAUGUUUACCCUGUUUAUCCAGCUGUUCCAGAUAGAUGCCGACGGCUGCAUGAAGGUGAUCCAAGAGAGGAAAGCAAACCAGGUGGAGGUGGUCCAAGUGGAACCUGGAAAUCCAGAACAGCUCCGGCAGGUGGGGAGAGACGGGCAGGCCACCCCAGACCUCAGGAACGGUAGCUACCUGCCCCGCGGGGGAGUUGGAACCAUCACGGAGGCAUCCUGCAGUUCCCAGGACACUUCAGGGUGCCAACCUCAGAAGGACCCGGCCAAGGGAAACUCGAGAAGACGCAGUGCCCCAAGGGUGGAAGACGGCCAGCUGGCGAGGGACGGCAAGGUUACCGCCCAGGCAGGGGCUCCGUCCGCUCCCCAGCCCCAGAGGCCGAAGCCCAAGACUGUUUCCCAGCUGCUGAGAGAGAAGCGUCUGAGGGAGUCCAAGGCCACCAUGCCGAACCCUGUGAUCCUGGCCCCCCAGGUGCUGGUCUCCCAACCCGUGCUCCUCCGGCACCCUCUGCAGCCGGUUAUCCCCUCCGGACCAGCCACCGCCACGCUGGCGCAAGCGGGCCCUCCCGUGAAACCACCUGCCCCCUCCCCGACCUCCACCCCCAUAUCCUCAGCAUCCCUUCGGGCCCUGGCCUCUGGGACUCUCGCCGUGGCCUCCGAGAACAGCUCUGGCCAGGUCAGUUCAGAGGCCUCACGGGCAGUUGGAGUCACAGAAGACCCAAAGGCGAAAGAAGAAGGGAAGAGCUCUGCCCCACUAACUGUGGUCAUUCCCCCUCCGGGGGAUGGGCGAGGCCGAGUCCAGGAUGGCGGAAGCCCGCAGCCCGGGGUGCCGCCAAACCCCAGUCCUGGGCCAGGGCAGCUCCUUGCCAUCUCGGCCCCCGGAGGCUUCACGCUUGCUCGGGGUGCCCCCAGUGGGGGGAAGCAGGGUCCGCCCGAGGCAUCGCCUCUCCUCCCACCGGCCCCGGUCCGCUUCCAGCAACCUAGACUCUUGCCUGCCUUGGCAGUCCGCCCCAGUGGUCCUCAAGGUGGCCCCAGCGAAAUCCUGCCCUUCACCUGGGUGGUCACGCCACAAGGGCUGGUCCCCAUGUCUGUGCAGGCGUUUGUGGGCCUGCACGGCCCGAGCAAGACUGUCGGGGAUCUGGGAGCUGCCAACUGCCAGGGGCCUGUGGGGACCACUCUUGUUCCACCUGGGGGGCCUACCCUGAGGCUGCUCCUCCCCCCGGCUACCACUCCCCUGGCUGUCACCAGUUCAGGUGCCCCUGGAACCAACACAGCGGUGGCCCCGGGGUCUUCUCUUUCCAGUCAUAGAGUAGCAGGAGAGCCGGCUCCCCCGACUGUGGAGUUGAGCCAUUCGGCCUCUCUCCCCUCUGCCGCUCCUCCUGACCGAGAGGUUUCUCGUUCACCCGAAGAGGUGAGCGCAGCAGAGAAGUCACAGCCCCCACAGCCAACACCGUCACCCCAGUCCCAAAACCCCAACGGCGGUCAGAGGGCCGAGCCCCUCGGCUCCCAUGGACUCCCUGCCUCGGCCACCAAAAGUCCAUCUUCCGGGGAGGGUGAGGCCCCCAGCAGUCAGAGCCACAUGCCAAAAGACCUGCCGGCCACGCAGGUGGGCAGAUGUCCGGACCGGACCGGUGCUUCCGGAAACUCGGCUCCAACUACCGCUCCCCUCCCCGCACGGGUCGGGAAGGAUCGACCUAUCGCGCCUCGCCCAGAGGCGACCCCUUCCCCGGGCGGGCACCCAGCCCCGGCCGACCCUCCCCCCAGAGGCCACCCUCCUCCAGGAGGCGACCGGCCUCCGGGGCCCGUGGCUCCCGAUAAGAACAAGCUGGACCUGACCCUCAUCUCGCUGGAGGAGGAGGCGGUGGUCAGGGAGUGGAUGAAGGGGAAGCGGGGAGUCCACGUGCCGCCGCUGAAAAACAACCUGCCUUACCUGCCGCCUUCCGUGUACAACUUGAAGACCCUGUCGGGACUCCUGCGGGAGAAGAAGAACCUGGAACGGAGCGCAGCGAGCCUCGUGGCCGGCGACGGAGGCCCCGCGGGAAGCGAGUUGUCUCCCGAAGGUCUGGAGGCCAUUCGGGCUCUGGUACGGGAGCGGUUAAAAGACAACCCGGCCUAUCUCCUCCUGAAAGCCAGGUUUUUAGCAGCGUUCACCCUUCCGGCUUUUCUGGCCACCCUUCCGCCCCCGGGGGUUCCCACCACCCUCUCUAGGAGACCAGAAGAGAGUGAGGAAGAGGACGAGGACGACGGCGAAGAAGAGGAGAAGGACCUGACGGAUGAGGAGAGUGGCGAAGAGGAUCACCCGCCCGGGGAAGCCCAGCCCGGCCCGGAAGCUGCAACCUCUGGCCAGAUAACUGAAGCCGAAGGCCAAGGACCGCAGCCCACCCCCGGCCGCUCUGAUGAAAUGGAUGACUUGGAGGGGGUGCAGACGAGGAAGCGUGUCCGUUCCAGGAAGCGAAGAAAACUGAAGUGAAAGGAAGGCUUGGGGAAUCCUCUCAUCGAAGCCUGCUUGUGGAACGGAGGAGGGCAGCCCCUCGACUCCAAAGGCUGCUGACCCCACAGAAAAUAAGCCGAGAACCGAACAAGCCUUUGGAGCACCCACCUGGUCACGAUUUAACGAAUCACCCUGAUGGAGUUUGAUUCUCACGCCAGCCCUCCCUCUCCAGUCACUGGAAACUGGAAACUCAGCUCUUCUCUGUAAGGUUAAUGCUGCUGCCCUCUCGCUGGAACCCGACGUUAAGCACCGUGGCGGUGAAGCCAAAGGGGGCCGGGGUGGGGAGAGAAGUUUAAUACUAUUUAUUUUUGUUGUCUGGAAUUUAUUUAUAUUUUUACAUUCUGACAAUUCUUUGAUCAGAACCCAGAGCUGGGGUUCUGGGUCAGCUUGGUUACAGCAGUGUGGAGUAUAUUUCAUACGUCGACUUGAAAACGGGAACACUGUGUAACUAUGAGGCUAUUUUGUACCAUUACGAGGAGUCUGAAUAUUUGUUAAAGAUAGGUGUUUUAUUUUUCUCAUUAAAAGCAAAACCCAGGCUCCAGGAACUCUGGC
This is a messenger RNA of Ornithorhynchus anatinus (platypus), 5614 nucleotides long. RefSeq names its product small nuclear RNA activating complex polypeptide 4 (gene SNAPC4). The record is from RefSeq and is a predicted model, not a curated record. Lineage: Eukaryota; Metazoa; Chordata; Mammalia; Monotremata; Ornithorhynchidae. The coding region runs from base 194 to 5041 and encodes 1615 amino acids. The transcript is spliced from 26 exons.